AUGUCAAUCCGAUUACCUCCAGCUUCUUGGGAUUUCCGCGGUUUCGUAUUAUGUUUCAUCUUCUUCAGCUCGUUCCCAGGAACCAUACUAGCGCAGGAAGUUACACUAGAUUCGAUUCAGAUUUUCACAACUCACGAUUGGUUCUCGACUAAGCCCACAGUGUAUUUCCAAUGUAAAGGAGAGAACAAGACUGUGUUUCCUGAUGUGAAGAAAACGAAUGUUUCUUAUUCUUUCAAAGGCGAAGAAUCUUGGCAGCCAUUAACUGAACUUAAAGGAACAAAAUGCAAGAGAUGUGGUAUAUAUGAAAAAGACGCCCUGUCGAGUGAUACAUUUGAUGAGUGGGAGCUUUGUCCUUCUGAUUUCACAGCUGACGGUAAAUACACACACGCCAAGGAGAAAGAAUUCAAUGCUACUUUUCUCUGCCAUGGAUGUUCACAAGUCGGAGAUGGUCCGAAUAAAGAAUCCGGCGCUGUGAAGAAAGAAGAACAACACGGAAUGCGUCCUGCAAUUGUGGUACUGAUUGUAGUACUUGUGCUAGGUGUAGUUGCAGUGGGACUUGUGGUAGGUUAUAAGUAUUGGCGAAAGAAGAAGCGGCAACAAGAGCAGGCUCGGUUUCUAAAACUGUUUGAAGAUGGUGACGAAAAUGAGGACGAGCUUGGCCUUGAAGAUACCCUAUGA
Molecule: messenger RNA, 678 nt
Organism: Arabis nemorensis
Lineage: Eukaryota; Viridiplantae; Streptophyta; Magnoliopsida; Brassicales; Brassicaceae
Source: the annotation of a GenBank genome assembly